AUGGCGUUCAGCAGGAGUCUUCUCUUGAUUCUUCUCGUUGGCCUCGUGCUAUUCACGUGCCGUGCACAUGCCUUUGGUGCUGGAAAUAUUGCUUCAAUCUCUGCCGUGGAAGGCAAAAAUUGGCGCCAUGGAGAUAUUGAAGAUGUGCUGAAGACAGUGGCAUGCAUCAAACAUCAUAAGUGGAACUCUAUGAUGAUCAAACGUGUAUACUUCGGAAACUGGUUGAGAGAUUAUAGUCAAGCCAUGGACACUGGCGCGCUCAAAAAAGCCCAACCAGAGACGAUCCGUAUUCUAGUUUGGCUAUUGUCUUUCCUUGGCUUUGGUUACGCCACGGCUGAGUUUGAAGUUACCUCCGAGCGACUUGGUGUUUAUCGACCCGAGGAACACAUUGACAACCCCAAGGACUACAACGACAACGAGGAUGCUCGCCAAUUUGACAAGCGCCUUCGAGGUCCUGUUCGUGAUGUGGAGCUACAGAUCGACAUGGAGACUGGGAUGAAGAAUUACAUUGCCAAUGGCAAAGGAGAUUGGGCUACGAGCGCUGCGUUUGUCAAGUACAGUUUCGAGCAAAGUAUUCAUCAUGGCCGACAAUAUGUAAACGGCCAUGGCAUCUUCAAAGGCAAGGAUGAAGAACUAGCCGAGGCAUUGAGAUACUUUGGUCAGGGUCUGCAUACUCUGGAGGAUUUUGGCGCCCAUACAAACUAUGUCGAGCUCGUACUGAGAGAGAUGGGCUUUCACAACGUCUUCCCCCAUGUUGGUACUUCGACUGGGAUAACUCUGCACGGCAAGCAUGUCUUCCCACUUGUCACAGGAACAUUUGGCAUGGUCGAUUUCUACCAUUCGGUUUUGGGCGAAGCGACUGAUCAUUUCACACAGAGCGAGGUCAAUGAGAUGGACAAUGCUCUCGGGACUGCGCAGCAAGCUGCAAAUUCUUCAAAUCCUCUCUUUACUCUGGUCAAGCUCUUGUCUAAGGUUCCAGGAACAAAAGAACUGUGUGAUGAAGCUGAACAACUCCAAGCAAGCUCUCAAGCCCAAGCUCGUGCCAAUGAACAAGGCUUUGGUGGAGCGCAGUCUGGUUACAGAAGUGUUGACAAUUUUGGCGGUUCGACACGUGGAUUUGACGAUUGGGAAACAAGCCGCGCUUCUCAUGCUGGAUUUCCCGGUCAACAAGGGUAUGAAAACAAUUGGAAUGCGUCACAGCAAGGUUACACGCAGCCUCCGCAGAACUGGGGUCAGACCCAGCAUCAGCAGUGGACAGAUCCGUCGCAGCAAGAAUUCAAUCCGCACGGUCAGUAUCCCGGCGGACAACACAACUGGCAACAGUCUCAGCAAGCUCCGCAACCAUCUUGGGGCCAGCAUCAACAACCUCAACAUGUACAAGAUCAACAAUGGAACCAACCUCAGGCACAGCCUGGCCAGCAUGCUACUCCUUCUCAAGCUUCUCACCAACAGUCAUCCGCCCCGGCCGGUCUCCCCGGGAUGCCCAACUUUGAUCCAGCCAAGACGAUUGCUCAGAUUUAUCCUAUCCUCGCAUUCCGUGACAAGGUUGUCCGCUCUAUCAGUGCCAUCAUUGAAAAGAUUCCUGGGCUCGAGGCUCUUGUCGAGCGAAUCACUGAAACACUGACCGUCUUCAUUCUUUCCCUGCUUGCUCCAUUUGUUCGACCAGUCAUCAACGCUAUCUCAAAGUCUCUCCAGACUGGCAGUGAAGGAGUCAUCAGUUCUUCAGGUAAACACCAAUACGAGGUCUGGACCAACCCUCACUCCUCCGAUCCGACCCACAGUAUGCUAUCAAAGGACCAUUUUAGUAACCUCCUCAACGAACCUGCCGGUAAUGUGGCUGCCGAGAUCGUCAAGUUCAUCGCACCCAGAGUCUUGUAUGCUUGGGAAAAUCCCAAUGUUCCCAUCGAACAGGUCAUGCGGGAUGUGGAAUCAAUCUUCCACCAUCCCGCAAUCCGCAACCAGCAUAACGAAAUCCAUCGGAACAUGUUUGCCGCGGUCAAAAACUGGGUAGAUGGAAUGCCUGAUAGAGGACGAAGCCUUGAAGGUGUGUUGAAUGCAGAAGCGGUCCGGGCAGGCAAGAAUCACAAGGCUGGCGUGAAUCCACAUUUGCAAAGUUCCUACACACCCCAACACCAACAACCGCAGCAACAACAACACAGUCAUGGAGGCGGGUUGGGGGGAUUCGCCAGCAGUUUCUUGCCAGGCAAUAACCAGCAACAUGGGGGUGGCGGUAGUAGCAAUCCUUUGGGUAUGGUGGGAAAUGUCCUGGGGAGUUUCACUGGCCAAGGAGGACAACACCAGCAGGGAAGACACAGUGGAUCCAGUGGCGGAGGAUUAGACGGAGUGCUCUCUCUGGCUUCGAAGAUGCAUGUUCCCGGAGCUUCGAAUGUUCAGAAAUACGGCAAACUCCUCGGUUCAUUUGGAGGAGGAGGAGGAGGGGGCAAGAGAGAAAUCGAUCCAGACGGUGAUGAUGAUGACGCCGGUGCAGACCAAUACCGAGCAUUCAGAAGCGAAGCUGGUGGUGCUUCAGAUCUGUACGAGGCGGCCGCCAAUGCCACACGAUAUGGAGGAGACAACGUGCAUACACCUAGUCCCAUGCCCCAAGUUCCUGCGGGUUACGAGCAAUACGGCGGUCAGGGAGAAACUGAAUAUGGAUAUGGAUACGGUCAAGAGCAACAAGGUUAUCAACAAUACCAGAGCAACUAUCAGCAACCACAUCAGUAUGGGGGUGGUGGUGGUGGUGGAGGUGAGAGUCAAGGAUAUUAUGGUGGUCGUUGA
Molecule: messenger RNA, 2778 nt
Organism: Exophiala spinifera
Lineage: Eukaryota; Fungi; Ascomycota; Eurotiomycetes; Chaetothyriales; Herpotrichiellaceae
Exons: 5
Coding region: 1-2778 (925 amino acids)
Source: RefSeq, a predicted model, not a curated record